GUUACGAGAAUAGUUUUUCUUUAAAGUAUUUUGAAAUUGUCAAAUUUCUAAAACCCUUUUUUUUGUUUCGUUGAUUCUAACAUGAAACGGAAGUGAAUUCUUUUGAAUAGUAAAUUUACUGUGAUUUUUGUUUAAAUAAUUGUGUGUAUUAUUAAUCCGUCAGUUAAAAUCAAUUGUUAGGAUAAUUCUUAUUACAAAAAGGGUGUAUAUAUUGAUUUUGUCUUUUCCUUUUCUGUUUUUUUUUUUUUUUUGGGUGAAGAAUAAUUUGUUCAAAGAAGACUCGUGGUUUUAACGAUCGACAUGACACCAACGAAGAUUUGAUUGCAAGAAGCAACAGAGAGGAGAGACCAUCAGGAAUGGUUCUUACAGUAACCGAGGACACACCAGCUGAUAUGCUAGCUGGAAGUAUGGAACUUUUGGUCCAACUUCCACGCGAGCAUCAUCUUCAUACUCAAAGGGUUACCGUACAGAGAAGUACACCAAUGAUGGAUCUUCUCGUGCAAAUAGCAACAGCCCACAAAUUGGCAGCUUCGAAUUACACUUUGCAAGCUAUAGGUGAACGUGGAUUAAUUUUACCUCAUCAACCAAACACACCGAUAGGUGCGCUAGAUGCACUUCAGGUUAAAUUACUUCCGAAGCAAUGUACUUUCGUACCGAAAAAGGUGAAACAUGCGAAUCAACCUUUCGAAACGACGUUCAGAUUGCAGGUACACUUACCAAGAAAUCAAUUGUACGUUUCGAGAGUCAGCCCGAAAAUGAAUCUAGGAGAAAUUCUUAACGAAGUGUGCCGUGAGAAGAAUUUAGACAAACACAAGUACGAGCUACGUCAUCCAGUUAACUUGGAAGAAAUAUUGGAUUUAAAUCUAUCCCUUCAAGACUAUCAUUUACAGGAAGUAACACUUUAUGCAAAACAAGGUAGAACAUUGGGUUCUGCGUUGAGUUCGCAAGACAUCAUGGCAUUGCAAAGACAAGAGGAAAGACGUAGACAACAAGCUAAACAAAGCGUAUUUGGAUUUAUGUUUAAAAAAUCUAAAGAAAGUUCAGUUAGCACUGAUAGUUUAGAAGGUCGAAGUGUGUCACCUGCUAGAAGCGAUGAAACUGGUAGAAGUGCAAGUCCACUUCAACAACCACCAACCAGACCUCAAAGAAAAAGAAGAUUAGCACCUAAACCACCAGCUUCUUCUAAUCAUGAACCCCAACAACAACAACAACAACAACAACAACAACAAGCUAGUACAACUGUUAACAGUAAAAUCACGACUAAUACAAAUACAACAGCUAUGGCAACGUCUACUACUACAACUAGAACGACUAAUGUUGCGGAAUCAUCUAAAGAAAAAAUGUUAAUAGGUCAUAGUAGAAAUAGCAGUGACAGUUCAGGAUACCACGAAGCUUCUGUAUUAAGUGACAAUCCAGAUAUUGCUGGUGGAAGAUUACCAGAAACUUUGCCGAGAAGAAGCAAAGCACCUGGUACCAAUGAAACUCCUAGAAAACUCGUUCAUACAUCCCAGUCGAGUAAAAGUCUUGGUAAUCUUGCAGUAACAGCAUCCGGUACAUCUCUCGAUCGUGCCCUCAGUAGCUCCUCCCUCAGCUCAACAGACUCGAAUUCAAGUUUAAAGAAAAAACGUGCAGCACCACCACCACCAGUUUCAAGGCCACUCUCAUCAGCCAUUUCAACUCAAGCAUUAGAACGCAUUGACGAUUCUGAAGAAUCUUUGACUUCCGAUAUGGAUCCAUCAAAACCACCAUCAGAUAUUGGUGUACCUUCAAAAGCAUCAUCCGAUAUUGGUGUUAGCACUAUCAUCAUUGACAAAUCUGAUCAUUCGGAAAUCAUGAAAAAUGAUCAAAAUUCCAUUAAUGUUAUCGAGGAUUCUGUCAAAGUAGAAAAUGCUAGAGUAGAUGUUAAAAGAGAAAUGGUAUCAACCGAAGAGUUAGCACCCUUGCCCAAACCACGCAACGUUGUAAAACUAGAAGGGAAAAAAUCAACACCUGUAGAUGUACCGCCAAUACCAAAACGUAGAUUUGUGCCACCUGUAGUGCUACCUAGAUCGCUGAGCAAGGAUUUUGUAGAUUCAUCGUCAAUCAUUUCGAAUACGACAAAUAUUUCGGAAAACGUUUAUUGUUCAUCAUCCAUUUCUUCCAAUUCCUCGUCCGGUGGAAUCGAAUUCGAAGCAAAACACUCAAUGGAAAUUUCUCUGUCUCGUGACGAUGAAAUUAAUUCAACUUCAUUGGAAAAUGAUGAUAAACGAACGAAUCUUUUUACAAAACAUGCUAAAAGUAUGAACGAUUUGUACAAUGUUGAUAAUAAAUCAUGUAAGGUUAUAUCAAUGAUACCUAAAUGCAAUCAUUUGAUAAGUUCGAGAAAAAAAUCGUCAAGUUGCAGUAGACUGGUUGAAAAAAAUGAUGAAAAAACAUCGGAAAAGGAUGACAAUGAUUUUGAUGAUUUUUCAAUAACCAAAGAUGAUGAUAAUGAAGAAAUUUUUGAAGACAUUUCUAAAAGUUCGAAAAGACCCAAGGUUUAUCGCAGUCCUUCAGAAGUGAACGAUUUUCAAAUUGACACGUUGAAAAAAAAAAGAAGACAUUUCACUUCGCAAUCGAACGAUUUUAUGUUCGCAUUGAAUUUAAAUCUGAUGUACAAAUCUGAUAAUGAAUUCGACGUAGAGGAGAAUAAUAAAGGGCAGAUGGAAAGGGCUAACGCAGUAGAGGGGAUAUCAGAUGUUGAUAAAAAAUUAUGCGACACCGAUGUAUUGUUGCAUAAAGUAUCGGAAACUUUAUCAUCGUCAUCGUUGACAUCAACUAACGAGGAAGAAACCGAUAACGUUUAUUCGAUGAUUAAUAAAAAAAAGGAUAAAAAUUGUCGAAAAGAAUUACACAAGGAUAAUGAAGAAAUCAAAAAUCAACAGGAUACAUCGGAUUAUGUAUCAGCACUUGAAGAGGAUUCUUCAAUAGUUGAUUGGGAAUAUCAAUUACCUGCACCACCCAGUGCAUUUCGGGAUAACGAUUCCCAAAUUUUUGACGGAUAUGAUACGGUGACCUUGAGAUCGGUUGACGCAUUUAAAGAAACCCUCGUUGAAAAUGAAAAUGAAUCAAUUAAUUCGAAUCGAAUCAGUGAAGUUGAAAAUAAAACUCUGACCAUUGAGAAAAAACAAAAUCAAAAUAAACAAAUGGAAACAACAUUUAAGAACAAAUUGGACAAAAAGUGUAAUAAAAAUGAAAUUAUUUUAGAACUUGAGAAUAAAAUUGAAAAGGGAACAUUGUCAAGAUGUCAUAAAGAAAUUGAUUCGAAGAAAAUUGUUAAUAAUAAUAAUAAUAAUUUAAAACUAACCUCAAAUGUUGCACCGAUUGAUAAUACUUUGUCGAAUUUUACUAUAACCACGUAUACACGUCAAAAAAGUAUAGAUAUAUUUAAAGAUGAGAAGGAUAAUAAUAAUUCAGUAGGCGAUGAGACUAGUCGGAAUAGAAAAAUAGAACCAAAGAUUUGUAAUAACGAUGUAGAAUCUAAAAUCGGUAUUGUUCAACGAUCCAAGAGUCAUGUUUCUACGAUAAGUCAAAAUAAAUUGAAAAGUGAAAUUGAAGAUAAUAAAAUGAUGGAUACUAAAAUAGAAAAAUUGGAUAAUGCAAUAUCGGAAGUUAAUGAUUCCAAACAAAUAGAUAAUACAACAUUACGUACUAACAAUGACAAAUUUUCACAAUGGAGAGAUAAUAUGUUGAAACGACAAGAUGAACCUACCAAAGAAAAACAAUUACAAUCGUUACAGGUAUUGAAAAGCAUUUUACCGCAGUUGACGAAUUCACAACCAGCGGAAGAAAAUGUAACGAAAGAACGGAACGUUGGAUUUAAAGAAAAAAUGAAAAACAGGUACGAAACAGAAUCCAAUGAAAAUUCCGUAACAACGAGCGUGUUUUCGACACCAAGCGAAUCUCACGUAACGGCCCAAGAUGAUAAUAAAAAUAAUACAAUACAAAAAGAUACCAAUACAAAACGUCGUUACGUUUAUAAUGGUCCACCUGCAAUAAGUUUAGGUAGUUGGGCUGAAAGACCAUCCGUCAAGGUACAAAUUAAAACGGAUACCGAUUAUAAAAUUGCCAAUGACAAAUUCAAUAAAAAUAAUACAAAUAACACAAUUGUUCCAAUAAAUAAUAAUAAAGAACAAUCUAAAGAAACAAAUGAUAAACAUGAAAGAAAUGAUGAUCUAACAAAAAAAUUCAUUAACCAUGCAACAGUUUCUGGAUUAAGGAAACUACCAUCAACAAAUAAAAUAAAACACGAGGAAAAACCAAUCGUAACGAGUGUAGAAUUGAAAAAACCAAUGAACCUUGAACAAAAUGUAGAAAUUAGACAUCAUAAAGAUAAUGACAAAGAUAAUAACAAAGAUAAUGAAAAUUUGAUCGAUACAACACCAUUGAAUUUUCAACAACUGACAAAAACAUUUCGUUUGGAUAUCGAUCAAAGGAUAAAACCAUCACAACGAAGUAUUGCAAACAGACAUUCGGAAUAUUAUGGUUCCCAACAAGAAUUAAUACGUAAAAGUAUAGAAACUAAUAAACAAAAUGGUCAUACGAAACUUGAUGAGUUUCCAAUACUGAAAAAAAAUGUUUUCAAGAAUCAUGCAUCAUCGUUGAUUAAUGAAAAUCAUAAUCCUAAUUUUAGUACUACGGAAAAGAAACCAUUUACAACAAUAGUUGGUAUUAAUUCAUACAAUCAUCGUCAACAGGAACAAAGUAUUCAAAAGAACAAUAACAUUUCGUUAAAAAACAAUGUUAACAAUAAUAUCAAAAUUCAUGCAAUGUCUGCACCGGUUGUUAAAGGAUUCAAAGUAUCAUCUACGAUACCAUUUACAGAAUCUAAAGUAAUAAAUAAGGUUGAUAAAUUAAAUCAAAAUAAAGAUGUCGUAGAUGGACAAGAAGCACCCAAAGCACCCACGAUGCCUGUUAUUAUGGGUGUCACGUUAAAAAGUGCUAACGCAAGACCAAAGUCAAUGCCGAUUAACGUAGAUUCUAGAGAUAUGUUGUUGGAGUCUAUUAGAAAUUUUGGGGGUCGUGGACAAUUAAAGAAUACUGCUGAAAGGUAUUAAACAAUAAAUCAACUAACAAUAAUUGUUGACAGUCAUAUUGGUAAGACAUAAACAAGAGUUGAUUGAAAAUAAAUAACAAGAACGUUUUCUUUUCCAUUUUUUUGUUCUUUCUUAUUUUCUAUUUUCUUCUCUUGUCUUAUCUUAUCUUAUCUUAUCUUAUAUAUGUAUGUAUGUAUUGUAUACUACGUAUAAAAACGUACACUUCGGUAGUCAUCGCAGUUAUUUAAAAAUUAAAUUUAAUUAAAAGCGACGAUAUGAAAAAAAGAAAGAAAAAACAAACAAGAAAAAGAAAAAAGAAAGAGACUCCUGAAUAUUAUGAAUUAAAAAUUAUGUAAAUACAUAGUAUUCUAAGUGCGUGUCUCGCGUAUAUAAAAAAUAUAAAUUGUAAGAUUAAUUCUGAAUCAAUCAUCCGAAUGAUCGAACACAUGAAAGAGAGAUAUGUUAUCGUUCGUUUUAAAUUACGAAGAAAAUAUAAACGAUGUUGGUGCUUUUCUCGAUGCUCUUAUUAAAUACGCAGCUAUUGUAAGUAUAAAUCAUAGUAAUAAUACGUGAGAAUUUAUUAUUUUAUUUCAAAAAUGAACCCUUUGCAUUCAAAGCCCUUUUUUCGUUUGCACAAACCCAACAACUCGAUCAAAUUACUCCGAAUACUCCGAUCAAAUUAGGAAAACAUCUGACGUGUACUUUAAACUCAUUUAUAAACAAACGAAUAUAUAAAAAUAAUCAAAUUUCAUCAAUUUAUUUAUUUUUAUAUCUAAUACAACCAAACUUGAGAAAUAUUAUACUCUAUAACUAGUUUUUGUAUGAUAAUUCGUAAAACAAUUACCCAAGAUGCAUCCUACGUGUUUAUCAGGACACGUAUCACAAUAAUUUGUUACUUCCGGCUUAUUUCCAGUUGUAUUAUGAUCAGAGUAAAUCUUACAGUCCCUUUUCAACCCUUUAAGUAUUAUCUUUAAAAGAAAUAUCUCAUCAAACAUCAUAAAUAAGCAGAUUGAGUAACAAAAAACUUAAAAUCAGCCAUCGGGCGUCGUAUCAGCGCCUCUCGACUUUCCACUUGAAUCUGCCGAGCGCCGUAUCAGCGUCUCACUAAUUUAUUUAUUUUUAUAUCAAAAACAAC
This is a messenger RNA of Polistes dominula (European paper wasp), 6189 nucleotides long. RefSeq lists its product as uncharacterized. Gene Ontology annotation, biological process: signal transduction. NCBI's taxonomy places the organism in Eukaryota, Metazoa, Arthropoda, Insecta, Hymenoptera, Vespidae. Gene Ontology annotation, molecular function: actin monomer binding. The record is from RefSeq and is a predicted model, not a curated record.